UAACAUUUUGACACUUCGCCCAUUGGUAUCGAAAAGUACGUGCCGUGUCAUCGAAUCGUAAUUACACGUCGUAUUUUUGGUACAAUUUACCUAUAACUGAGUUGUGUAGCGUUGGCAUAUUUUAUUAAUUACAAUCGUAAUAAUAUCGCUUGAAUCAUGUCGUCCACUGAAGAAAGUUCUCAACUUAAGGCUGGCCAUCCCCCGGCAGUGAAAGCUGGAGGUAUGAGAAUUACCCAGCACAAGAGCCCUCAUACCAAAGACAGCAGCAAGGAGCCAGCCAAUGAGGACCUGACCGGUCUGUCUGGACCUUCACCUGUGCCUUCGAACCCAGUCUCCAUCUCUGGAGCACCGAAUAGAGGUAAUGCGGACUUCACCCCGGAGGCCGCACAAGUGGCUCAUAGUCCUAAGCCACCAGUACAUGUCAAUUUUAAACCACAAACAAAUAUUCAGCAACCCCGAAAAUAGAUCAUAUCGUUAAAAGUAUUAAGGUUAGAUAGACCCGCAGCUAACGGAGAUAUUCAAGGAUUAUAUAACGCAAUAAUAAUAUCAAUCACUACUUAAUCAGAUUAUUUAAUGACUGUUGUAGAUUUAAAGGAUUAGUACCGUAAUUAAAUAUGGACAAUAUUAAAUACAUGUUGUUAAAAAAAUAGAUAAAAUAAAUUUGUUAAACGUUAGAGAUGUUUACUAUGAAAAUGUUCUGUCUCAUUUAAUGUGAUUUCAUAUCAACAAAUGAAUGUUAUGCAAUAAGAAUAUUUCUGUUUGUUUAUCUAUCUGCCUUGAUAACUUUAUCAAACUGUUUACGUUAGGUAUUGAACAAGUUUUUCGGUGUAGAUGCAGACACUACUACGGUGAUGAUAAAUAUAUUGUCACCUUGAUAAAUUAUAAUGACAAUAAUAUUGCACACAAAAAUAUUUCAAUCUUGUUUGACAUCAGACUUUCUCUAUUUGAAAAACAUAGGUCUAUUUCAUCACAGUGAGACAACUGUUCAAACAACAAUAUUCUGUUUCAAAUUAUUUCUAUUCAUUUUGUUCAAAUACCUAAUGUAAACACAACUAAACACAUGGUUCUAACUUUGUACCAUUCUGACAUUAAAUUAAAAAGUAUUGCCAGCAUAAAAUAUCAUAUCAUUGAAUGUUGCCAAGUUAUAACCAUGUAAACCUUAGGGAUUGGAUUGAAAAAAUAUUUUGUAUUAAACAAACAUGUUAUUGAUGAGAAAAAGUCUUGUAUUUUAUACCAAUCUAAUCGCUAAGGAAUAAAUAACUGGACUUCUAAGAUUAAAAUCAUUAUAGCUAAUAAAUGCGUAUUAUAAAAUAGUUUUAAUGCAUUUAUUGACUGACUGGUUUUCUGUCUAGAAAUUAUUUACACUGAAAACAAUACAAUUUAAAAUAAAUUUUACAAGUAAUACAACUUUAUUGACAUUUCAUUUGAUUGCGAAAUAUUUCUUGAUCAUGACACAUUUUGAUGAAACAAAUUAUGUUUGGAAAUAAAUCACUUAGUGGCCACAAAUCGACCCACAAAAUAUAAUAAAACCAUUGGCAGAAUAGGCUACUAAAUAGCGGGGACUCAGUUGCAUCCACCAAAAAAAUAUCCUAUAUAUAACUAUGUAAUAUUGAUUUGUCUGUCUGUCUAUUAAUUUAACAUCACCUUUAAAUCUUCAUAAAUUUAAAAUAAAAACUAAUAUACUAUUUCAUUGAAUGGUACCAAUUUUCUUCUGUUAAUUUUCAAACAUAGUUUGUGGUUUCAUAUCAAUUAAUGUUAAUUAUUGUUGUAUAAAAAAAAUAUUCCUCAGCCCUUGACUGUUUUAAAAGCGUGUUAUUGUACUUAGAUAUGUGGUUGGUGUUCAUACAAGAAAUUAUAUGCGGGCAAAAUAUAAUAUAAUACAAUUUGUUACUUUGUACUUGUUGCUAAUGUAUAAAAAACAUGGUUUAACAAAAUUAGCUAAAAAUUAUUGGCUUUUUAAUUUCCACAUUCCCAGUAGUCCCUGCUUAAAAAACAGUGAUUUAAAUAUAAAAGUCUUACCUAUUUUAAAUAAGUGUGAACACCAACCAUUCAAUAGAAAUUAGAAUAUAAAAAAGUGUAUAAUGUGCGGUAUAAUAAUUAUAAAUAUAUAGUUAUACAUAAAUGUAGUUAGUACAGUAUAAAGAUAACCAGUGUUGAAAUAAAAUAAAAUAUUUAAAUAAAAUAAUAUGAUCCAUUACAGUUUUGCACAAAUAUGUUUCAAAGCUUUUCUCUAAGACUGCUUGUUUCUUUUGCUUUUUACGAUAUAUUUUUUAAAAUUUUAUAUUUUGCUCGCUAAAAGUUUUUUAAAUUAUUUAUUAAGUUGAUUUUAAUGCCCUGAGAUGUUACAGGGAAUUGAAUAAUUACGGAAUUUAUUUUUGGUUGUUGAAAUUUUAAAAUAUUUUGAUUGAUUUUGUUUUAUGAGAAAUUUUUACUGAAGCAAUAAUGGAAAUGGUUAUUUAUAGUUUUAAGUUAGAUUUUUAUAUGCCUAGAUUGAGUCUAAGACUUUGAAAGAUAAGCAUUACGUAUAGCUUUCAUUAUACUAAAUUAUAUAGUUUUUAACCAAACCACAUCUGUAACCAGUGGUCGGUUCAGUAGCUAAACCAAUGGUUUCUGUCUCUGUACUCAUCAAUUUUUGUUUUCUUACCUGCAUAAGUACUAGAGAGUCUGAUAGCACUUCAGUUUUCUAAGAGCAAUAGUUUUAGCUGUGCGUUGUCUUUUAGUCAGUCCCUCAGACAUGAGUAGCAAGAUUUAUACAAAUUAUUUUGCGUACCUGACAGCUCUAUCUAGGCAUAUAAAUAAAUCUAUCUAGAUAUUUAUUAGUGUUACAGUACAGUUUUGAUAAUAUUUGGUGCUAAGCCACUAAAUUACAUUAAAAUAUAAAUUAUAGCAUUUUGUUCACAUUCCUAAUAUUACCUACCUAAGUUUACAAUUAUUGCAAUGCAGAUAAAAAUACAAAAAAAAGUUUUAAUUAUAUUUUUUCCUAUUCUUGUUUAGUAAUUGGUCUUACUUAUGUUUGUUUGGCCAAGUUUAAGUUCAAGUAACGAUUUCUUUUAUAUUUUUAUUAUUAGUUUUAAAAUAAAUUGGUUUAAAAGCCA
Messenger RNA from Spodoptera litura, 3095 nucleotides. RefSeq names its product death-related protein (gene Drp). Gene Ontology annotation, molecular function: death domain binding. The record is from RefSeq and is a predicted model, not a curated record. Gene Ontology annotation, biological process: cellular response to amino acid starvation; apoptotic signaling pathway; negative regulation of autophagy. Lineage: Eukaryota; Metazoa; Arthropoda; Insecta; Lepidoptera; Noctuidae.